UUUCUCUAAUGGAGUACUGGUUGCACUUGUGUAAUUUGUUAUUAAUAUUAUCAACUCUUACGUGUCGAGCACUAUGGGCUCUGGAGAGCAGCACUCCCACUGGGUCGGAGGAGCUCACUCAGCUGACUCGGGAGCUCUUGGACUCGGCGAGUCAGCCAGAGUUCUCGGCAUGGCUGAGAAGAGUUCGCAGGAAAAUCCACGAGAACCCGGAGCUAGCGUUCGAGGAGUUCGAGACGAGUCAACUCGUGAGAUCGGAGCUCGACUCGCUCGGCGUCGAGUACACGUGGCCGGUUGCGGAGACCGGCGUGGUGGCUUCCGUGGGGAGCGGAGCUCAGCCCUGGUUCGCCCUUAGAGCGGACAUGGACGCCAUUCAGGAACUGGUUGAGUGGGAACAUAAGAGCAAGAACCAUGGCAAAAUGCAUGCUUGUGGCCAUGACGCUCAUGUUACAAUGCUGCUUGGUGCUGCCAAGUUACUUCAAAGCAGAAGCAAUCAACUUAAGGGCACUGUGAAGCUUGUUUUUCAACCCGCUGAAGAGGGACGUGCCGGGGCGUACCAUGUGUUGCAAGAGAGUGCUCUUGACAAGGUUAAAGCUAUUUUCGGUUUACAUGUCAGCCCAGAAAUGGCUACUGGUACAAUAGGGUCAAGGCCAGGUCCCUUCCUUGCUGCCUCCGGCAGAUUUGCGGUCGAAAUUGAAGGAAAAGGUGGACAUGCCGCGGCGCCUCAUGUCACAAGAGAUCCAAUUCUUGCAGCAUCCUCCGUUAUUCUUGCACUUCAGCACAUUGUUUCAAGAGAAACAGAUCCUCUUGAGGCCACGGUAGUCACAGUAGGGUUCAUUGAAGGAGGCCGGGCAGAAAAUGUCAUUCCACAGACAGUGAGAUUUGGAGGCACUUUUCGGAGCAUGACUUCAGAAGGUCUGUUCUACCUUCAACAAAGGAUCAAAGAGGUGAUAGAGAUUCAAGCAUCAGUGCAUAGGUGUAGUGCCACAGUAGAUUUCAUGCUAGACAAGAGACGGCCCUAUCCAGCAACGGUCAACGACGAAGAAAUGUACAAGCACGCGAAAAGGGUCGGAGAAGUUUUACUUGGGGAGCCUAAUGUGCACCUUCUUUCAAUGUCCAUGGGAGCAGAGGACUUCAGCUUCUAUGCAGAAAAAAUGGCAGCUGCAUUUUUCAUGAUUGGAGUGAAAAACAAAAGCUUAGGAUCGAAUCUUAAAGAGGUGCACUCUCCCUACUUUGUUGUUGAUGAGGAUGUUCUUCCAAUUGGAGCAGCCCUCCAUGCUGCUGUGGCUAUUUCGUUCUUGGAGAAUCAUUCUCUAUAAAUUCAGAAGACAAUAUUUAUGUUCUAAUCCUCAACAUUUACCUCUUAUCGACCCAUACAAAUGGUGGUUAGAAUUUGAUGUCUGUCAACGAUAUGUCACCAAUGAAACUCAACAGAACAAGUUCAAUGUUUUCUAUCAUA
Messenger RNA from Morus notabilis, 1456 nucleotides. Its product is annotated as IAA-amino acid hydrolase ILR1-like 7. Gene Ontology annotation, cellular component: endoplasmic reticulum. The record is from RefSeq and is a predicted model, not a curated record. The coding region runs from base 9 to 1316 and encodes 435 amino acids. NCBI's taxonomy places the organism in Eukaryota, Viridiplantae, Streptophyta, Magnoliopsida, Rosales, Moraceae. Gene Ontology annotation, molecular function: IAA-Ala conjugate hydrolase activity. Gene Ontology annotation, biological process: auxin metabolic process. The transcript is spliced from 5 exons.